Messenger RNA from Strongylocentrotus purpuratus (purple sea urchin), 3090 nucleotides. It is a transcript of the gene golga5, whose product is annotated as golgin subfamily A member 5. Gene Ontology annotation, cellular component: Golgi membrane; Golgi cisterna. The transcript has 13 exons. Lineage: Eukaryota; Metazoa; Echinodermata; Echinoidea; Camarodonta; Strongylocentrotidae. The record is from RefSeq and is a predicted model, not a curated record. Bases 128 to 2344 code for a protein of 738 amino acids. Gene Ontology annotation, biological process: Golgi organization; retrograde transport, vesicle recycling within Golgi.
GUUUAUUAAUGUAGAUGUCGAAGCUGAGUUCAUGUUGAUCGUGUUGAAAAUACUGCUGGCCAAACCUUUACUAGCUUUUACUGGCUUGAUUUCAACUAAGGAAGGUAGCUGAAUCAUCUCUUCAAGCAUGGCGUGGGUUUUGAAAGGUGCAGAAACCUUCCUCAACAACUUGGACCAAUCGGCAUCACAUGCAAUUGGAACGAAAGAUGAGGAAAAAGGUUCUGGACAAAGCCAAUUGAUGCACCAAAGUCUUCCAGCAGAUUCUAGACACUUUUCAUCUGGUUCUUCUUCAGUAGUUGGGCCCAGUCCAAUGGCAUCUAUGAGCCUGUCUGCUACAGACCUAGCUGGCAGUGCUAAUAUCAAAAGAACUUCAAGUGAGAGUGCAAUAUCAUCUUCAUCACCUACAGCUGGACCUACAGGGGCUGGACAGCAGGCCCAGCAGCAGGCCCAGAGAGCCAGGACUCCAACCUCAACAUUGAGUAAAUCAAAGAAAGAAGAUGAUGAUGAAAAGUUAUUUGAGUUCUUAAAUAGUCCUUCCACUUCUUCUCAAGAAAAAAGAAAGAAAUCUAAUGGGAAUACAAGUGGACGUCAUUCUAGACAAUCCAGCACGUCAUCUAAUGUUUCCAUGAAGAGUGCUAGGACUGAGAGUAGCAGUGCUACUAAUGCUGGCUUUGUCGUCAUUCCUCAUCAACAACAAGAAGAGCAUCCUGAAUCUAGUGAGCCAAGCAGUAAUGAUAUCUCACCCGGAGAAGAACCAGCAGAGACAAUAGCAGGACCACUUCAUGAAGAUCCUCAAUCACAACAACUCUCAUCAUUGGAGCUAGAGAAUAAAUUACUUCGUCAAGAAGUUUCUUCCCUCAAUCAGGAGAUGACAUCAGCUCUAGAACGUACCAAGAAGGCCCACAAUGAGUUAAAUCAACUUAAGGAUGAGGUAAAACGUCGACAGACCCAAAUAUCCAACUCAGAUGCUGUAGUUCGUCAGUUACGUCUUCAUGAGGAUGAUCUGAAUGAAGAGAUUGGUGCUAAGAACUCCCAAUUAGCUGUUCUUAGAGUGAGACUACAGGAAGCUGAUCAAACCAUCAAGACAAAGCAACAAAUUGUAAAUACUUUACAAGAGGAGAAACAUAGAAUACUACAAGAUCAUAGUGAUUCUAGUGGGAUGCAGAGUCAUGCAUUAGAUUCUAUCAAUGAUAAACUCCUAGAAUCAGAACAAGCAUUCAAGAGAGAACAAGAAUCUUACAGGUUUGCGCAAACAGAAUUUAUGGAAAGACAAAGCAAGAUUGAAAUAGAGCAAUGUGCUUUAGCCGAGUCCUUAUCAGCAACUCAGAAGAAACUUGCUGAUGAAAAAGUCCAUUCCAGAGAGCUAUCAGAACAACUAAGACUACUGAAGAACAGUGCUGAAGAAGCCAAACAGGAGCUUACAGACUACAAACAAAAGGCUACAAGAAUUCUUCAGUCCAAGGACAAGCUGAUCUCCAGUCUGAAAGAAGGAGUAGAGGGCAUUGAAGGAUCAACUGCUGUAUCAUAUGAACUAGAGGAAAUCAAGAAUGAGAGAGACAUGCUUAGAGAAGAACUACAACAAGCUAAUAUCAAGAUAGAACAACUGAAAAUGGAUCUGCAGGAGAUUGAAUCCCUACAGCAGAUGGAGUCUGAAAGCCUGCAGGAGCAGCUGAGAGAUCUUGAAGAUCAAGAGAUUCAAAGUCGUCAAAGUCUGAGAGAGACAGAGGCUGACUUAGCAAGGAAGUGUGAGGAGCUAAGGUACGCAGAAGAAGAGCUGCAUAGACAAAGACUUGAUCUGCAAGCUAAGAUCAAGGACAGAGAGGAUGACAUUCAACGGCUACGAAACCAGUUGAAAACUAAGAGCAUGAGUAGUUCUUCUGAGACUGAACUUGAAGGUCGUCUUCAUGCUUUGACUGAGAGCCUCAUUCAGAAGCAGACGAUGCUGGAGACUCUUAGUAGUGAGAAGAACUCACUCGGACUACAACUUGAAAGGUUACAGAGACAGUAUAAGGAAGUACAAGCCACAGCCAGAGUUACACCAACACACACCGUGAACAUAGGAUCUUAUGAAGAGGAGGAAGCAAGCACAAGACAGCGGUUACCGCUGUUCAUGCAGGAGGCUCCUUCUGAUGGUGGAAUGACCAGGAAAGUCAAGCAAGCAGCCAGCACUAUUGAUAAGUUCAGCAUCAGACUGGGUGUCUUUCUGAGAAGAUAUCCCAUUGCCAGACUCUUUGUCAUAUUGUAUAUGUUCUUGCUUCAUCUGUGGGUGAUGAUUGUUUUGUUGACAUACACGCCAGAGAUUCAUGGGAAAGAAUUCAAUGAUGUACAUCCUAAAGCUCCCUGACCAAACCAAACUUCCGUGCGUUACUACUCCUCAUCUGCUCCGCGCGUGAGGCUGAUCCUAAAUCGAAUUGCUUCUGCAGAGAUGCACUUUCUCCAAGUAAACACGACAUAGAAAAUGGUAUACGUUUCACCUGGAAGUGGAACCAGAAAACAACAAUUUAAAAUACUGAAGAAGCAAAUAAGUCAAUGUUGAAGCAAUGUUCUGGUGGAAAUUUAGCAUCUCCUGUAAUGGAGAGCCCAUCCCGAAAACAUGCUCAAGAUAAAUUUCAUUAACUUUUUUUUACCUCAACAAAUUCUUUAAGUGUCCAAGUUCUUCAACAACUACACAGAGCCUUCCCUAUAGACCAUAUAUUAUAUUCAUGGUUGCAGAGGGGCAAAUAAGUGUUGAAUAACUUAUAUCACACUUCCCAGGUAUGAUUUAUAUGUUCAGCUUCACAUAUACAAACAUGACUAUUAUUAUUAUUUAUAUAGUUUAUUAAACUCCUGUUCCUAAUAGAGGCAGUUGACUGCAAAGGUCCUUUACAUGAUUAUACUCUCUGAAAUGAUUUCUUCAACAGAUUGACCAUACAUACUUCUACAUUGUUUUCUUUAGGAUAUCUUUUUUUUCUUUUUAGACAGUUUACCACUCAAUGUUGAAAUAGGGUUUUAUGAUGCUGUUGUACUCAUUUCUUAACAUUGUACAGAUAUUUAUCAUGAAUGAAUGAAUAAUGGUUAUGUGAUGUUGUAUGAAGCACAUGUUGUAUCAGA